Ogataea haglerorum is the source of this 624-nucleotide messenger RNA. RefSeq lists its product as uncharacterized. Lineage: Eukaryota; Fungi; Ascomycota; Pichiomycetes; Pichiales; Pichiaceae. Gene Ontology annotation, biological process: N-acetylglucosamine metabolic process. The transcript has a single exon. Bases 1 to 624 code for a protein of 207 amino acids. The record is from RefSeq and is a predicted model, not a curated record. Gene Ontology annotation, cellular component: cytoplasm.
AUGUCUGUCUCAGAGGAGCCAAUGUCGUUCGAGCUUGUAAGAAAGCGCGUCAACAGUGGCGAGCUCGACAAGCUAACAAGAUCGCCAGAGGUUAUGGAAAAGUACAAUGCCCACAAACAGUACUUCAGAGAUAAGGGAAUAGAUAUGGUGACUUAUAUUCUUUCGCAUGAAUUGCACUGGGUCCCGGAGGAUACGCCGCUGGACACUCCUUCGCGCGAACUACUGGAGACUGUCGUGAAGCCGGUGGAUAAGCGCCCGUUCGCCAAUGCGCAGGACAUGACUAUAAUACCAAACUCGUAUCCUUAUCAUCUGGAGCCCGGCAUUGAACACCUUUGCGUAUGGGUGAAAUUUCCAUUGCCGCCGGACCCGAACUCCCCAAUGGGAGACAUAUCAGCAAAGGAUAAACUCUUGAUAGAGAAGUACAUCAACGAGACAUUUUGUAACUGGCUGAACAUACCUAGAGAUCAUAUUGCAUGGUUUAAAAAUUGGGCAAAAUUACAAAGCGUGAAGUCGGUUCCUCAUAUUCACGUUAUUAUAAAGGACAUGGACCGACAGGCAUUGGAUAGAGUAUUGCACACGGGUGGGAAGGCUAUAAAUUACGGAGGCGAUGACUGUAAACUAUAG